Molecule: messenger RNA, 4080 nt
Organism: Sphaerodactylus townsendi
Lineage: Eukaryota; Metazoa; Chordata; Lepidosauria; Squamata; Sphaerodactylidae
Gene: EFEMP1
Product: EGF containing fibulin extracellular matrix protein 1
Exons: 11
Coding region: 188-1540 (450 amino acids)
Molecular function (GO): calcium ion binding
Source: RefSeq, a predicted model, not a curated record
GUGAAUCCUUAUUCCGGGAGCGGAGCGAGGCGAAGGCGCAGAGGGUGAACCUGCGGCUGAGACGCACCGGGGAAGCGAGAACUUGCAUUCGCGCUCUCCUCUCCGCCUCAUUUGUAGUGAAAGGGAGCCCUUCGUUUCCAGCUGCGCUCCUAAGAGCGGCGUCGCAGUUUUACAGCCCUGCAGAUUCAUGAUGCUGGUGUUCACGUUCCUUCUUUCUGCUUUGAUGGUUACUACAGUACACUCACAAGAAACAGAAGAAACAAUCACAUACACGCAAUGUACAGAUGGUUAUGAAUGGGAUCCCAUCAUGCAGAGAUGCAAAGAUAUCGAUGAAUGUGAAAUUGUGCCUGAUGCAUGUAAAGGUGGGAUGAAGUGUGUUAACCACUAUGGAGGGUACCUCUGCCUGCCUAGAACCGCUCAGAUCAUUGUAAAUAAUGGUCAACAAGAAGCUGCCCCAGAAUCUACCAGCAACCGAAAUGGUAAUCCCAUCAGUCGGCGGACUCCUGCAGAUGCUCGGCCAGCUUCUAAUAUACAGUGUGCAGCAGGGUAUCAAGCAAGUGAUCAUAAUGUUUGCCAAGAUAUCGAUGAGUGUUCAACAGGCACUCAUAACUGCCGGUCAGAUCAAUUAUGCCUCAACUUAAGGGGAUCGUUUGCCUGCCAGUGUCCCGCUGGGUACCAGAAGCGAGGGGACCAGUGUAUUGACAUAGAUGAAUGUGUACUCCCUCCCUUUUGCCACCAACGGUGUGUGAACAUUCCUGGCUCCUAUUACUGCCAGUGUAACAGCGGUUUUCUGUUAACAACUGACAAUCAUACUUGUAUAGACAUAAACGAAUGCGACACCAGUAACCCAUGUGCCCAACUGUGCUACAAUAUCGUCGGCUCCUUCCUCUGCCAGUGCAAUCAGGGCUUUGAGUUAAGUCCUGACAGAAUCAACUGUGACGAUGUUGAUGAAUGUAGAACAUCCUCCUUUAGAUGCCAAUAUCAAUGUGUCAAUGAACCAGGGAGGUACUCCUGUGUAUGUCCAGAUGGAUACCAGUUAGUCAGAGGGGUAAAUUGUCAAGAUAUAAACGAAUGUGAGAUGGGUAAUGAGUGCCGGGAAGAUGAAAUGUGUUGGAAUUACUAUGGCGGGUAUCGCUGUUAUCCAAGGAAUCCUUGCCAAGAACCUUACAUCCUUACAUCAGAAAAUCGCUGUGUCUGUCCAGUGUCCAAUCCCCUUUGUCGAGACCUGCCAUAUUCUAUUGUACACAAAUAUAUGAGCAUCCGCUCAGACAGAUCUGUGCCGUCUGAUAUCUUCCAAAUCCAGGCAACCACCAUUUUCCCCAAUACUAUUAAUACAUUUCGGAUUAAGUCUGGAAAUGAAAAUGGAGACUUCUUUCUGAGACAAACAAGCUCCGUGAGUGCAAUGCUUGUAUUGGUGAAGCCAUUAUCGGGACCGCGAGAACAUAUCAUUGACCUGGAGAUGCUGACCGUCAACAAUAUGAAUUACCGGUCAAGUUCAAUCCUGAGGUUAACACUAAUUGUAGGACCGUAUUCAUUUUAGGCACUGUAACUUAGCCCUUUACCAAAACCCAGAGCAGCCAAAGAAAUAUCUUCUUAAAUGAAGCACUUAUGACUUUAUUUAUAGAUUUUACAUUUGUUUUUGUUUUGUUUUUUAAGGAAAAAACAACUUUAUUAAGGAAAUCAGUACUUGUAAUCAUGCUUUUGCUCAUGUAGUUCAAAAGUAGUAUAUGUGUUUCAUAAUAUAAUCUGGGCAUUGCCACUUUUUUUGUAUAAAGUCUGCAUUUCCUUCUUCCUGUAUAACAAUACCUAUUAUCAGGCACCUACCAGUAACAAUAUGUUUGGUUACAUGAUCUUAUAAUAUGUGACCCUUUUCCUAGCAUAGUAGACUAUUACUGUCAAAGAUGAACUUCUGUGAUUUAAAAAUAAUUUUAAAAUCUAAUACUUUUCCAUUGUAAGAGUCUGAGUGUUUGGGUUUCUUUUAAAUACAGCACUGCCCUUUCAAAUGAACACAGGAGCCUGGUGCCCAUAAUCCUUUCCUGCCUGUAAAGAGUAGCUUCCUUUAUUUUAAAAGAGGAAGCCAGUCGGUGUCCAUUCUUUGGCUGAACCAUGGAACCAACAUGUACAAUGCGUACAAGGCACUCUCAUGUACACUGAAAUGCCCUGAGGUUUAAGGGACAUGAACAAGUCCUCCUGAGAUGGAAAUCAAAGGGACUUAAAUGUGCUUUAUUAUUGGCUGCAUCAGGUUUCUAGAUUCCCUUCCUCCCAAGCUGAGUUUUAGUGGCUGAUAUCUCUGGGAGUUACCAGAAAUAAUUUCAGCCUACACCACAUUGUUCUUUCAAAGAGAACCCCCAUCCUUCAGUGUCAGGUGGGUAGCCAGUAGAAGGAUAAGAGUCAAGUUCAGUAGCACCUUAAAGACCAACAAGAGAUCCAGGAUAUAAGCUUCCGAGAGUUAAAGCUCCCUUCAUUAGGGAGUUUGACUCUUCGACGUUUAUAGCCUGGAAUUCUUGCUGGUCUUUAAGGUUCUUCUGGACUUGAAUAUUACUUCCAUCAUUCAGUGUAAUACUUUAGAAGCACAGUAUCCCAGCUGUAGUCUAGUUUUAAAGGAGAUCUCAGAUAGCAGGAUUGAGAAGAACUCUGCCAUUACACUAGGUUAGGUGGAUCAGUGGUCUGAUCGGUAUGGUGGUGGUAGAAAGUGUCAUAAAGUCACAGCUGACUUUUGGUGACCCCAUAGGGUUUUCAAGGCAAGAGUCAUUCUGUGGCGGUUUGCCACUGCCUGCCACCGCAUGAGCAGAGAGAGUUGUGAGGGAAUUGUGACUGGCCCAGACUUCAUGUGAAGGAGCAGGGAAACAAAGCCAGUUCUCCAGGUUAGAGUCUUCCACUCUUAACCACACUGGCUCUCUGAUCAGUAAGACAAAUAAACAUUUUCAUGUAUGGGUUAAGUCAUUCUUUUUCCCAUGGACACAAACAUUUACCAUUCAUUCUUGGACUGGAAGGAGCCAACCACUGCACAUGAGGACAUGGGGAUGGGGAAGGCAUGAUCUGAUCCUGACACUAGGGGAAGGGGAAUUCUCAGGGCAGUAGUCCACUCCAGGAACCUUGCAAUAUAUAAGCCCUCCUUACAUAUCUGUCCACUCCAGCCACUUGUCACACUGAAGGGCAUUUUGCUAGUAUAUAUUUUUGUGUGAUUUUUUUUUCUUUUUAACUGCCUUGUACGGAAGGUAGUUUCAGAGCGUAGCCAUGUUGGCCCGCACUAGAACAGCUAGAUUCAAGUCCAGAAGCACCUUAGAGACCAACAAGAUUUUUAGGGUAUGAGCUUUUAAGAGCUUCCCAAAAGCUUGUACCUUGAAAAUCUAUUGGUCUCUCAGAUGCCGAGGGACUUGAAUCUAGCUGAUCUCAGGAGGAAGAAUGGUGGUCUGCUUAAAAAAUCAGGACCUUAGACACCUAUUUGCUCUGGUAUUUUCAAUGUAAUUUAGAAUUAAUGAACAACAUAAAGAGAUAAUGGUUUGCACUAAGCUUUUCCUGAGCUCUAAAUACUGGACAGAUAUUUUAUGUUUAAACAUACCACUCAUUAACAUUUUAUCUUUUCCAAGAAAAUCGGACAUAAGGAGAAAAGCUUUGCCAGCACUGAGUGAAGUUCCCAGUGGAAAAUAUCAUUCUGAGAAAUAUUUCUGUAUGAGUAUUGAUGCUUGUUUCAGCAAACAAUCUUCCUAGUUCCUGAGGACAAGGAAAAAAUAUAUGUUUGUAUACUAAGAUGCCACAAUCUAAAAAACAGCUGCUUGUAAGUUGUUCUUUUAAAAAAUUCAUUUGGCUUAGGCUGGAGUAUUUUCAGAAUAUGAGAUCAGAGAGCUGGCUUCCAUUUUUUAACCUCUAUACAACUGACUUAUUCAUCCUAUGUAUGGUUUAUAACUCAGAUUUGCAAUUCUUAUGUACAGUGUUCAUAAAAUUCGUAGUAGAACUUGGAGGAACAAAGGACAUCCUUUUGUAAUGUGUAAAGCCUUCCAAUUUUUUGUCUUACACAUAAUAUAGAACUCUUUGAUGUACAAAUUUUUAAAUAAAUAAAGAGACCUACCUUUUAAUGAA